Molecule: messenger RNA, 1473 nt
Organism: Zingiber officinale
Lineage: Eukaryota; Viridiplantae; Streptophyta; Magnoliopsida; Zingiberales; Zingiberaceae
Product: cyclin-D3-2-like
Exons: 3
Coding region: 233-1351 (372 amino acids)
Biological process (GO): regulation of cyclin-dependent protein serine/threonine kinase activity; mitotic cell cycle phase transition
Cellular component (GO): nucleus; cytoplasm; cyclin-dependent protein kinase holoenzyme complex
Molecular function (GO): cyclin-dependent protein serine/threonine kinase regulator activity
Source: RefSeq, a predicted model, not a curated record
GGAUGUAACACUCUAGUGUAACACUCUACUGUAACAAUGUGCGUUUAUUUACUUGUAACGCGCUACUUUAACCCUCCUCAGCGUCCUCUUCCACAGAACUCCGAUGAAGAGAAGAAUCAUGGCGAAGAUGAGCGCCAGAACGUCGCGCUAUCCUCUUUUUGUUUGUUGUUUCGACACUUUAAUGUGAGAAAAAUCUAGCAUUUCUUCUUCCGGUUGUUUGGAGGAGAAAAAGAUGGCUUUUUUACCUCUUUUUGAUCAUCUGUAUUGCCAAGAAGAGAGCUUGGAGAUGGAGGAAGGAGGAGAAGAGGAAGAGGAAGUGGUGUUUCCACUCGGAGAAGACUACGAGAGCGAGAACCGUGUCCUCUCGGUCGUGGAGGCUGCCACCGGGGAAGAUUGGGAGGCGGUGAUGUCUUCUCUGGCCGCCAGGGAAUCGGAGGCUCUGCCGCAGCUCGUCGCUGAUGGGGAAGGCGCCGAUUUACACCUCCGCCGGGCGAGGGAGAAGGUAGCGGAGUGGGUAGUUCUCGCUGCCGCUGGCCACGGGUUCUCAGCGCUCACGACGCUGCUCGCCAUGAGCUACUUCGACCGGUGCUUCCUCCCGUGCGCCGGCGGCGGCCGCGGGCCGCUGCAUCUCCAGGACGACAAGCCCUGGAUGGGGCGGCUUGCAGCCGUGGCGUGCCUGUCCCUAGCGGCGAAGGUGGAGGAGACCCGCGUCCCUCUGCUGUUCGACCUCCAGGUUCCGCCGCCACCGUCGCCGGUGGAGGAAGGCGGCUACUUGUUCGAGCCGAAGACCGUACGGAGGAUGGAGCUCCUGGUGCUCUCCUCUCUCGGCUGGAGGAUGAAUCCUGUCACCCCUCUCUCUUUCAUCCACCACCUUCUCCCCCGUCUCUGUUCCGGCAGCGGUGGCGGUGGCGGUGGCGGUGGCGGUUGCAUUGCUGCCCGUAUCCGGGAGUUGGCCAGGCGAUCAGAAGUGGCGCUUCUCUCUGUAAUUUCCGAUUGGAAAUGGGUUCGAUAUCCUGCAUCGGUGUGGGCGGCGGCGGCGUUGCUCCUUGCGACGGAGCCGCAAGAGGCUCACCGCCUCAUUUCCCUCCUGAAACCCUCCAAGGAAAACCUGGAACGAUGCUACCAGCUAAUGAGGGAAUCUAUGAGCGCCACCACUGCGAUCGACCACAAGCGCAAGCAUUCUUCCCACUCAUCGCCGCCGAGUCCAUGUGGAGUGAUCAGCUCCUGCUUCAGCGGCGAGAGCUCUUGCGAUUCAUGGCCGCUGCGGCCUUCCCCUGUUUCGCGCCCGCCGGAGGCGGCGGUGGCUGCUCCUCCCCUCAAGCAGAAAAAGUGCAAAAAGGAGCAAUUUUGACUGCCGAUUCGCUGCUUAAUCUCGCGAAGAAGAUUAAAAAAAGCAGAGACAAAUGCCUGCCCUUGUUCAAUUAAUCUGAAAAACUUAAAAAAAAAAAAAAAUCUUGUCUUCAAGUUCUAAUC